This is a messenger RNA of Seminavis robusta, 1098 nucleotides long. The record is from the annotation of a GenBank genome assembly. NCBI's taxonomy places the organism in Eukaryota, Bacillariophyta, Bacillariophyceae, Naviculales, Naviculaceae.
AUGUUUGCCUUCCAAGCCCAAACCGCUUCCCGCCGCUUCUUGGCUGCAGCAUGCCGCUACCGAAGCAUGUCCACGGUGCCCGAUGUCAUGAAGGCUGCCGUGAUCCGUGAGACUGGAGAUGCCAGUGUUCUGAAAAUUGAGAAUGAUUUCCCUGUUCCAGAAAUGAAGCCAGGUGGCGUGAUUGUAAAGAACCAAUUUGCGGGAAUUAACUUUAUCGAUACAUACCACAGAAAGGGUCUUUACCCCCGAGAACUUCCCUUUGUCGGUGGACAGGAAGGUGGCGGCACCGUUGCAGCCGUGUCCGACGAAGCAGCCGCCCAGGGAAUCAAACUAGGAGACCGUGUUGCCUACUCGGUUUUGGGAACUUAUGGUGAAUAUACAGCCGUUCCUGCUGCCAAAUUGUUGCCUGUUCCAGAUGAUGUGAGCCUGGAAGUGGCCACAUCAUGUGUUGUGCAAGGACUUACAGCCCACUACUUGACGACUUCGGCUCAUGCUGAUUUGAUUCAACCCGGUGAAUGGUGUUUGAUUCAUGGUGUUGGUGGUGGUACUUGCCAGUGGGCGGCUCAAAUGGCCAAACUCCGUGGAUACAAGGUAAUUGGAACUGUUGUCAAAGGAAAGCAAUCUAUUGCAGAAGCACUCGGAUGUGACGAGCUGAUUGUCUUGGACGAAGCCGAGGGUGCUGCCUUUGAAGACUAUGAAUCCGUGGAUGUAGUUGGGAAGGUUAAGGAAAUUACUGGAGGAGAGGGUGUGAAAUGCGUCAUUGAUGGUAUUGGCAAAAAUACCAUGGACAUUUCUAUUGAAUCCUUGGCACGCCGGGGUAUCUUUGUUUCCUUUGGAAAUGCCUCUGGUGCUGUCCCUGCAUUCCCUGUUCUUCGACUGAUUGGAAAAUCUGCCUACGUGACUCGUCCCAAGCUUUUGGAUUACGUUGUGGACCGCGAAGAACUUGUUUGGCGUUCAGGUGAAAUCUUUGGGUGGCUUAUGGAUGGAAAGCUCAAGGUCAGUGUUGAUACAGUCUUCCCAUUGGAUGAGGCGGCAGAGGGUCAUAUCUACCUCGAAGCUGGAAAGAGCACUGGAAAGGUUCUCUAUGAAAUCAAAUAA